Nymphaea colorata (pocket water lily) is the source of this 1137-nucleotide messenger RNA. RefSeq lists its product as uncharacterized. Lineage: Eukaryota; Viridiplantae; Streptophyta; Magnoliopsida; Nymphaeales; Nymphaeaceae. Gene Ontology annotation, molecular function: ATP binding; protein serine/threonine kinase activity. The transcript has 2 exons. The record is from RefSeq and is a predicted model, not a curated record. Gene Ontology annotation, biological process: autophagy; peptidyl-serine phosphorylation. Gene Ontology annotation, cellular component: cytoplasm. The coding region runs from base 1 to 1137 and encodes 378 amino acids.
AUGACCAAGGGCGCCUGCACGCCGCUCUACGCCGCGCCGGAAGUCCUCAAGCUGGAGCAGUACGACCAGAAGUGCGACGUGUGGAGCGCCGGCCUCAUCCUCUACGAAAUGCUGGUCGGCAGGGAGAUGUUCGCGCACGUCAAGACCAAGGCGCAGCUCAUCCAGGAAAUCGACAAGUUCAAGAGCUCCGACAAGCGCAUCGGGUACCCCAAGGAGCUCCACCCCGCCUGGGAGAAGAUCACGCUCUCCAUGCUCACCUACGACAAGACUGCCCGUCCCAACUUCGAGAAGAUCCUGGUGGACUUCGAGAAGCAGUCCCACGAGAUCGAGAAGGACCUGGCUGCGAAGUACGGGUACGACUCGCCGGACUUCGACGACGGUUUGAAGAUAACGAAGACGUUGUCGCCGUACCAGUCGCGGCCGAACAAGGACGGCAAGCAGGACAUGUCGAAGAAGCUGAAGGAGGAGCGUUCCUUCAACAACAUCAACGACCUGCGCAAGUUCCUCACCUUCUUCCGCAUGAAGAACGACAUGCGCACCAAGCUCAUCCGCGAGUUCACUGCCAACGUCUACGGCAGUCUCAAGAACGUCUACAAGUACCUCCUCAUGUUCCUCUCCACCGCCAGCUACCUCUCCAACCUCAAGGAAAGCCUCAGGCAGAUCAAGGACAGGAAGGUCAAAACGCCAGACGGAGAAAUCUCAGCCACCAACAUCGAACCCAUUCACGAGAAGGAGUUCAAUACCCUGUUGGCUGACUACGGCAGCAAGCACGAGAACUCGCUGACCAAAUUCAAGCAGGUGCUUGACACUCAGAUCAUCGCUAAGAUCCUCGGCAACUACAUGGCUCGCGAGGAGGAGAAGAAGAUCAUCAUCGACUGCGACAACGUCCUCAAGCUCAUCGAGGAGGCCAAGAACGGCAAGAUCGACACCGUCUACGUCAAGGAGGCGGAGCUGGAGAAGUGGACGGAGAACGACGUGAAGACCUACGCUCAGAUCCGCAUUAUUGGGUGUUUGGACCAGGUGAUCGUGAACACCAACUACCGCAACGACGACUACCUGCGCAUGAAGAAGCAGGAGAUCGAGAACAAGGGCAAGACCGACCUCAUCGACUUCAUUCGUCCCUUCAACGCGCGCUGA